AUGGCGCCGGUGGAAGUUGAACGCGAACCACGGACUCUACCAAUAGCUCUAGCAGGCUUGCAAGUAGCCGUGGCCGUGUAUGCCUCCUACACUGUCGCCCGAAGCCUCUAUCAAUCUCACAAAGCCCUGGGACCGGCCCAAGACACCUGGAACCGCAAACCCGAGCGCAUCAAGCUCACAACCGCCUUUGGAAGCCUGGCAGCCCUCGGGCUGGCAUUUGCUGUAGCUUCUGGAUUGGAGUACUUGACCUUGUCUUACAAAGUGUGGGCAUGUGAGAGAGAUGUCCCAGUCCCAGAAUCAACCCGUCACCAAUUCCGCCACAAGAGACGAGGUAUGUCGAGUAUGUAUCCGAGCAAGUGCAUCGCUAACUUGGCCAGAAUCGCCCAAAUUAUUCAUCGAAUGCUCCCAAAUAAGCCACAGAACUGGUCUCCCCGUCUUUCUCUUCUUCUCCUGCCGUUGGUCGCCAACUACGCCCUGGCGUUCUGGCUCCCGAACACCACAUGGACGUCAUCAUUCCCUACCCUCGUUGCUCUCUCCAAAAUCCUGACUCUCGCACCCCUGAUCCUACCUGCCAUCGCCCCCACAUCCUGGGGCAUCGUUCACUCCGACCCGCACGACGCCCACCCCGACAUAACGAAGCUCUUCAACACCAUCUCCGCCGGGACCAUCAUCCUUUACACUACGACGACAAUCCGCGCCCUUGUCGAUAAUCUUCCAGAUUCAUCCAAGCCCUGUCACACUCUCCUCAAUGUCCCCCUCGACACCGAGAAGCGCUCGCAUUGGGAGCGCACUGCAACAGCCGUCGAGAGAAUCCUCGGCUCCAUUACCGACCACCCGGCCGUUACCGCCGCGGGCAAGGACGUCCUCCUCUGUGCCCUCAGUCUGGGCUUGUGGGCAGCCGUGAGAUCGACCGACGUCAACAACAUGCUCCGCUCGCUCUCCCCUAUCCGCGAGUUCCCCCGGUGCUUCCUAUCGGAGGUGUCGCCGAGCAAACCAACAAAGCCCGAACCCACGCCCGGCCCCGAAGAUGCCGCCCACCCAACCCCGGCCCCAAGCUUCGGCAUGACCCUACGCCGCCCCCGCCGCUCAGCCAGGGGUAGCAUCUCCAGCACCGGCAGCUCCAACUCCCCGGGGGAGGACACCACCACCACUACCGCGGCCGUCCAUGAACCGCCGAAACGCCGCGGCCGUCCAAGAACGGCCAAACCGGAACCAGAACCAGAACUAAAACUAAAACCAAAGCAGCAGCAACACCACCGCCAACCCAAACAGGAGGACGCACUAGCCCACGACGAUAAGACGUAUGUGCCCACCCCCGCCGUGCAGGCCGAGGCUGGCCGGGGCCUGGGCGAUGUCGUGACCGAGGACGAUUUUGACUGGGAGUCGGCCGCCCUGGCCUGGGGUGUGACGGUGCUGGGUGGGCUGGGGUUGGGGGGCGCGGCGGUUUGGGGGGCUGAGUGUCUUGCGAGGUGA
Molecule: messenger RNA, 1473 nt
Organism: Chaetomium globosum CBS 148.51
Lineage: Eukaryota; Fungi; Ascomycota; Sordariomycetes; Sordariales; Chaetomiaceae
Exons: 3
Coding region: 1-1473 (490 amino acids)
Source: RefSeq, a predicted model, not a curated record